Molecule: messenger RNA, 1080 nt
Organism: Metarhizium acridum CQMa 102
Lineage: Eukaryota; Fungi; Ascomycota; Sordariomycetes; Hypocreales; Clavicipitaceae
Source: RefSeq, a predicted model, not a curated record
AUGGCUCCAGAGCAGUCUUCCCAGACUGAACCACACACGGUGUCGCCCGCCCAGUCGUCCACUUCUCCCUCGACUCAACCUCGAGAGCCAUCCCCCCUCAUCCAUCCGAGUACCAAUGCCGUCCAGCAACCCUACGGUCUCUAUCCGCAAUCCUAUGGAUCGCACUUUGUCCCGUACGACCAGACUGCUCCCCAAAAGCUUCGUCAGAUGAUGCAGCAGCAGCAGCAGCAGCAGGCGCAGAUGAACCAGCCGAAUCCCCAACAGCCCGUCACAUACAUGACCGUCCCCCAGCCGUUCCAGCAUCCGCCCCAGUCCAACAGGAGAAAAAUAGCAAAGGAUAUUCUCCACGUCCUCGUCAUGAUCGUGUCCAUCAUCGGCAUGGGCUUCGCCUUUUCACUCCUAGGAAAGGCCAUGAACAGGCCCUACAGCAGCAGAUAUGGCUACUACUACGACAGCUUCGACUACUACCUCCCCGCCGUGUCUGUUGGUCCCGUAUUCGCCGUUGCUUUCCUCUGGAGCCUCGUCGAGCUCAUUGUCCGCUGCUCGCGCAACUGGAAGGCCGGCAUCCACCCGGGCGCCCACGUCGGCGUCUGCCUGUGCCUCUGGCUCGGUGCCGUCAUUGUCGGCGCCCUCCUCGCCGUCUUCGUCGCCCAGCCAUGGUACUACGAAUCGUGCAGCAGCAGCAGCGGCAGCAGUGACAGCUACGGCUCGUGCUCGAGAUACUCGGACCCCAUGUUCGUGGGGUCCACGGUCCUCGCGCUGCUUCUUGCCGCCGUCGAAUUCAUCCUCUUCGUCAUCGCCUGCGCCGACACCCACGUCCGCAACCGCUGGAAGCGCAGCGUUGUCAUCGCCUCGACGCCCUACUGGGCUCCUCCGCCCCAGGGAUGGUACGUCGCCCCGGGCCAGCAGCAGCAGCAAUUUGUGCCCAUGGGUCAGCCGCCCACGACGCAGGUCCAUCCCACGAUGGCUGCUCCCGCGCCUGUUCAGACUCAGCCCGCCGCCGCCGCCGCCGCCGAGAUGGGAGGGGACGAAAAAGGUCAUGCGAUCAGGGAGUUUUACACCCCCGGUACAGCUCAGUAG